Cyprinodon variegatus (sheepshead minnow) is the source of this 506-nucleotide messenger RNA. It is a transcript of the gene pmch, whose product is annotated as pro-melanin concentrating hormone. The transcript has 3 exons. Gene Ontology annotation, molecular function: melanin-concentrating hormone activity; type 1 melanin-concentrating hormone receptor binding. Lineage: Eukaryota; Metazoa; Chordata; Actinopteri; Cyprinodontiformes; Cyprinodontidae. The record is from RefSeq and is a predicted model, not a curated record. The coding region runs from base 22 to 426 and encodes 134 amino acids. Gene Ontology annotation, biological process: behavior; chemical synaptic transmission.
GAGGAAAGCCUGGUCUCUACAAUGUCCGUCUACUCUCUCCUGUUUGCUAUAAUGCUGUUCUCUGAGAUGAGCAGCCACUUAAUCACUGUGGCCAUGCCUGCAGCCGCAGCAGAAGAACAAGAAGGUUUAGGCUCGAUUCUAGCAGAAGAGGACAUGACUGAACGUGCCGCGGUCCCUCAAACGUACAGACGAAGCCUCCCAAAUGACGGGACGUCCAGAAUCAUCGUCAUACCGGACAUGAAGAUGAAGGGUCACAGCAUUCGUGGGCUAAACUUGGAACUGACCCAGAGCCAUCCUCUGAUCACAGAACGAAGCUUGGACAACGCACUUGAUGAAUUUACUUUUAAAAUAAAUAAACGAGAAAAAGACCUCGACAUGCUGCGAUGUAUGAUCGGAAGAGUAUACCGACCAUGUUGGGAAGUUUGAGUGGUUCUUGAAAACGCUGUGAAAGUUACUGCUCAAGACCAAAACACGUCCUUUUUUCUCCAUAAAAUAAAUAAAAAGAU